This is a messenger RNA of Camellia sinensis, 1064 nucleotides long. The record is from RefSeq and is a predicted model, not a curated record. Lineage: Eukaryota; Viridiplantae; Streptophyta; Magnoliopsida; Ericales; Theaceae.
GUAGUGCUUUUGUUGCUCUAUUUAAGCAAUCAUGGCUCAUGCUCAUGCUCUGUUUUUUCCCUUAUCAGAUUCAUGGCAUUGUAUCAUGUCAUUUCCAUGGGUAAAUGCACCCAAAAUUUGCCACAUGGAGUAUGAGGAGACAAGUGAAGAACCUGAGCAAGUUGCCCCUAAAGAAAGUGAACAACAAGAAGUUGAAGAAGCUGAAGAUAAAGAAACACUGGUAGAUACACAACAGGAGCCUGAGCCUGUGCCUGAGCCUAAGGAGGAGGAAGUUCCACCAUUGAUAUCAACUAACCAAGCUGAGGAUUUGUUGGUUGCUAAGGAAGCUUCAGAUAUGGUGCUGGCUGAUGAUAAUUUCAGUACAAUAGUCGCUGCAAUAAGUGAAAGGAGGUCUAUCCACAACAACAUGAAGGCUUUCAUCAGGUACAUGAUCUCCUCAAAUGUAGGUGAGGUUGCCUCAAUAUUUUUAAUAGCGGCAUUAGGGGUCCCGGAAGGCCUAAUCCCUGUCCAACCCUUGUGGAUCAACCUUGUCACAGAUGGACCUCUUGCGACAGCCCUUGGAUUCAAUCCACCAGAAAGAGACAUCAUGAAGAAACUCCCUUGCCGAAGUGAUGACAUGCUCAUCAAUCCUUGGACUUUAUUUCGCUAUCUGGUGAUUGGGCUAUAUGUUGGAAUGGCAACUGUUGGUGUAUUCAUCAUUUAGUACACAUGGCUCAUUCUUAGGUAUUGACCUUAGCGAUGAUGGGCACACAUUGGUCACAUUCUCUUAGCUUGCAAAUUGGGGCCAAUGCUCUUCUUGGGGGAAAUUUCACAGUUUCACCAUUCACAGCUAGGAAUCAUUUAUCUUUAAAUGAUUUGGUUUUGAGAGUAGUUCAAUAUUGUUGUGUUCUGACUAAAGUUUACUUUAUUACUUUGUUGUCACUGCUACUGAAAGGGACAGUUGUUGCACCCCUAGAUAAAUUGGGUAAAUCAUCAUGAUGUUGCUUUUCUAUGGAUAGUCUUAGCAUAUGGUAAAAACUGUUUUGUGGUGGUUUCACAUUUUUUUUUUUUUUGGGGUAUAGAAU